This is a messenger RNA of Blepharisma stoltei, 1677 nucleotides long. The record is from the annotation of a GenBank genome assembly. Lineage: Eukaryota; Ciliophora; Heterotrichea; Heterotrichida; Blepharismidae.
AUGAAAUCAGACGAUCUCAUCGGAAACACAAUUGAUUUUUCCUCAGGACCAAUCACAAUUUCCACAAAAUUAUCAGAGUCCUCAAACUGUCAAAGCUACUUAUCUUUUGACCCUUCAAGUGCCUCUCGUGUUGUGAAAUAUAUUUCUUUAUCAUCAAAUUCCGGAUUUGCAUAUUACUAUCACGAGCUCCCAUCAUAUCAACUUAUCGGGCCCCACCAAAACAUUUCGUCUUUACUUGACUAUAAAUUUGAAUCUGAGAAUAACUCAGCUUACCUUUUAUUUGACUAUUACACCAGAGGAGAUUUAAGCUGCAUUAUGGCAAAGAAUCGAUUAAAAGAAUCUCAUAUUCGUCAAAUUGUUAUUGACCUUUGUUCAGCAUUAGAAGUCAUCCAUAGCAAAGAUAUCGUCCAUAUGGACCUUAGGCCUGAAAAUAUUUUGAUUGGAAACGAUGGAAACGUAAAAGUUUGUGACUUUGGAUCUGCUAUAAAAGAAGAGCUUUAUGGGCUUGACCAGGAAGCUAUGCACUUGUGGAUCCAAGAUCAUACCCAUCCAACAUUCAGACCUCCUGAAUUGCUAAAUGUUUAUUCAGGAAUUCCAAUAACUUCUUCUAUUGAUAUGUGGGAGCUGGGCUGCUUAAUUUAUUUGCUGCUGUUUUAUAGAGCGCCUUUUGAAUUAAAUGAUUUCAAUAGCCAAUUCAAUGGAAGAUUUUUAUAUCAAGAAUCUUUAAAGGAACCGUGGAAAACAAUUUUGGAAAAUUUAUUUCAAGUAAACCCAGAACAGAGAGCUCACCCUAAGAGCAUAAAAGAGAUUUUAGAAGGAAAUUGAGACGGCAACAGAAAACCAGAAAUUGUUAUGGAAAAGAGAAAAUUGGCAGUAAAGUGAAUACUUACAGUUAAAGAUACUUCAAAGUCUACUAAAUCACUGGUCAAAAAUAUCACAGCAAAUAAUGAGAAGCAAACUGUUCUUAACUGAAUGGAAACAUUGAUUCGAAAAGCUCAUCAAGACCCCAGAAAAGUCGAAAAAGUUUAUAAUUCCUUAUCUAUGAGGCCGUUCAGAAAAAUUUCUGUAGCUCUAAAAUCAUUGGGACUAUUACACACAUAUUUAUUAACUGUACCAUUUUCAGCAUUCACAUGAGGAAAAAAUACGGCUCAAACUAUCUUAUUAUCAAUAAACCAAGUGCAAUUAUCGAAAGAUUCAAAAAUAAAUUCAAAUGAUUUUGCAUAUUUUGAAGAACUGAUUCAUGGAUACUCAAGUUUACUCAUCAAUAAAUUGAGCAUUCACUAUGAAACUUCUACUAAAAGUGAUUGGAUUGGCUCCACAAUAAAAUCUGAAAGCAUCCAUCCAAUGCUUGAUUAUUGGCAGCAACUUUUAAUACCAAUAACUGGAUUUUUAUUGGAUGAUAUAAGUUAUUUAAAAGAAAUAAGGCUUGAUAUUGCAAAGAUAGUUAUUGAUGAAAUUUGUCUAUUAUCAUCAGCUAUGAAAAAUGACAAUCAAAAUAAAAAUAGCAGAGACCAAAUUCCUGAUUUUCUUGCAAGAUAUCGUGCAAAUUAUAAUAGAUCAGAAGCUUUAGUUGAAAGAUUAAAAAGGAUGAGACCGAGUGCAAUUUUAACGAAACUGCCAGGAAGAAUUAGGGAAAAAAUUGUGAGAGAAAGCCUAGAAGAAGGAAGACUAUACUAA